AUGUUACAGUGCUCUUUAAAGAAUGGCGGGUCAUUUGCGUCGCAUAUAAUUAAAAAAUUACAAAUGCAAGCCCAGACCAGUCAAAAAAUCCAUCACAAGCGUCACAUAUCGCAUGCAACAUCUUCAUUUUUAAAAGAAUACCAACUGUCCCAACUAUCUACUCUAUACAGCCCCAAAGCUACCGAAGAAAAUACCUUUUCAAACUCCACGACAAGCGGCAACUCUUCUCCUCACCCUCGGCUUGAGUGUGAAGAAACCCUCAAUUUUCCCAUCCAAACCUUCCCUCAUACAGAAAACUCAUUCACAUCUGACAUCUACGGAAAUCAAUCCUUGGAUUAUCAGCAAGUCCUUAUAGAAAAUCCCAAUUUAGUUCCAUAUACACUAUGAAAACCACAGAGUAUUGGCUAUAUGUAUGAUAUGUUAGAAAAAGAAACAAUUUAUUUGCCAAAUGCUGGGUGUUUUGAAUCAUUGCAAGCCUAUGUGACCCCUGUCAUGAGAGCAGUUUUAUUUGACUGAAUGAUGGAGGUUUCUCAUGAGUUUAUGCUGAAAAGGGAAACUUUUUAUAUGGCGCUGUCAUAUGUGGAUAGGAUUUUGUCGAAGUUGAAAAAUAUAAAGAAGGAGGAGUUUCAGCUGCUUGGGGUGGCGUGUUUAAAUAUUGCAGCAAAGAUUGAAGAGAUUUAUCCACCGAAAUUAAGCGAUUGGGUUAGCUCUUGCAACAGCGGGUAUUCAAGCAAAGCUAUAAAAAUGACAGAGAAGUUUGUACUUCAACAAUUAACUUGGCUGACUUAUCCAGCUACAAGCUAUAAUUGGCUUAAUUGGCUUAUGUCCCAAUGGGACGAUUUUAUUGAGUAUCAUUUUUCCUGUGUUCCUUAUAACUCUUUGAAAGACUUCGAUCACUUGCCAACCCAAGAAAAAAAGAUACAAAAAAAGCUGUAUGAGAAAAGAUUUAUUAUUUUCAAACAAAAAAAUAGACAAGCCUAUAAGCGCUUUAGAGAAACUUUCCAAAUUCUGGAUACUGCUUCAUUAGACUCCGAAAUAAUGAAAUUAUCCCCAAGAAUUCAAGCAAGUGGCUUGCUUUAUUUAAUGAUAAGCAAAUUUUUUUUCGAAACAAAUUACAAUUUGCUUUAUUACGAUGGGCCAGUUUCCCAAGAUACUCCUUCAUAUGAAGAUAGUUCUCAGUGGCUAGCAGAAGGGUCUUUUGAUAUUGAAGAAUUUUCAAGUGAUUCCCAUAUUGAAAGUGCUUCUAUCGUCCAAGACCUUUACGCUGGAUUUAUUUCUUCAGCGUUAGAUAUGCAUAGUGUUGAAGAGAUCUAUCAUUCAAUGACAUUUUUCCAUCCUUAUCUUGAAAUUGAAGCUCUUUACGAGUUUCCAAUUGUAGUGAAGGCUAAAGGGAAAAGGAAAAUUGAGAGUCAUUAUGAAGAGUUUUUGGGCUACCAGACACACUAUCCCGAAGCAAUAAAAUUUGUGACAAAAAAGCUUAGGGGAGAGUAA
Messenger RNA from Blepharisma stoltei, 1491 nucleotides. The record is from the annotation of a GenBank genome assembly. NCBI's taxonomy places the organism in Eukaryota, Ciliophora, Heterotrichea, Heterotrichida, Blepharismidae.